AUGGCUCUCGUGUAUGGGAAGGGAAAGAUGCAGAGCAUGAACCGAAAAUCUUUUGAAACUGGAACGAUCCGUCUAUUUGAUCGCACAGACUACUACUCUGUCCACGGGCAGGAUUCUCACUAUGUCGCAACACACAUCUUUCGUAUCAACUCCGUCCUCGAGUAUCUAGGUGCUGGAGGCAAGGCUAGUGGUCUUCCGAGUGUCACGCUCAGCCCACACCCUGGCACACUCAAAUCUGGGUGCCAACGCCUGGGCAGGGAAGGAAAGCUUCCAAACGAUAAAGUUGCCAUUCUCAAGGAUUCUUUAGCCGCUAUUGGACGACGCAUCGAGAUUGUUCUUCAGAAUAAACAAGCCGCUGGAGAGGACCGAGAGCGAUGGCGUCGACAUCUUUGGGCUUUCAUAACACUUUUCUGGCCCAAGAAAGUCAAGGCAUCGAAAUUGGAGGACAUUCAUACCAAAAUGGUGAUGAAGGAAGCUGCACCACGAGCGUCUGCGGGAGCCUCGACGUCUGCUGAGAAGCCUCGGCCCAUUACAGGUGGCAAGAGCAAUGGCACACCAUCUACCACGACGAAGGCCAAUGGCAAAGCCCAUUGAUAGUACUUCAUUGAUAUUUUACUCAUACUCACUCUUGUGCUUUGGAUCUUACCCCCGUUUUUGCUUUCACGCUCUCUGGCUAUCACGAUUAACUUUCUUAAGUCAGGUUGCAAUAUUCCACGAUUCCUUUAUCCUUUAUGAUGCAUGUAUCAAAUUAUCAAUUAGU
Messenger RNA from Suillus plorans, 760 nucleotides. RefSeq lists its product as uncharacterized. Bases 1 to 594 code for a protein of 197 amino acids. Gene Ontology annotation, molecular function: ATP binding; mismatched DNA binding. The record is from RefSeq and is a predicted model, not a curated record. Lineage: Eukaryota; Fungi; Basidiomycota; Agaricomycetes; Boletales; Suillaceae. Gene Ontology annotation, biological process: mismatch repair. The transcript has 5 exons.